Messenger RNA from Cyphomyrmex costatus, 509 nucleotides. It is a transcript of the gene UQCR-6.4, whose product is annotated as Ubiquinol-cytochrome c reductase 6.4 kDa subunit. NCBI's taxonomy places the organism in Eukaryota, Metazoa, Arthropoda, Insecta, Hymenoptera, Formicidae. The transcript is spliced from 2 exons. The record is from RefSeq and is a predicted model, not a curated record. Gene Ontology annotation, biological process: mitochondrial electron transport, ubiquinol to cytochrome c. Gene Ontology annotation, cellular component: mitochondrial inner membrane. Bases 215 to 376 code for a protein of 53 amino acids.
UUUACGCACAUGUAAAAGUCAGUGCUGCGGCAUUAAACCAGUUACCUUACGUCAUACUGAUAACGUACUUGGUAUCAUAUGUAACUGAACUAGACAGUUUCAUAUUUUGUGCAGAGACUUCUCUCUCGUUUUCUAUUCCAUCUUACAGCAUUACUUUCCUUGGCAUAAAAUAAUAAGAUUGUUACUAUAAAUACUUUCAAGCGACAUAAAAAAAAUGCCUCUGCAAAUAACACGAAAAUUAGCUUCAAAAUGGACUCCAACUACAAUGGUGGCUUAUGGAACUAGCGCAUGGUUAGCACUGUUGUACUUCACGGACUGGAAAGCAGUGGUAGGAUAUAUUCCAUUCUAUGGCAGCAAGUUUCAAGAACAAGAAUAGAUUGCAAGAUCACUCAAUAAAAUCAUGUAACAGUUUUAUUGGAACGAUAGAGUUCUAUUGUACCAUGCUAUAUUUAUAUGUAAUCUGUUUAUUUGAAAUAUAAGAUAUUAAUAAAAAAAAAUUAUGUAAAAUU